This is a messenger RNA of Acanthoscelides obtectus, 1414 nucleotides long. The record is from the annotation of a GenBank genome assembly. Lineage: Eukaryota; Metazoa; Arthropoda; Insecta; Coleoptera; Chrysomelidae.
AUGGUAGCCGUAAUAAAAAAUAAAGGUGAUGUUACCCAAUUAUAAUCUUUCAAUUGUUGCUUUGUUAACUUCGCGCAUUUAUUCGCACAUUGUUUAUUUGUUCAGAUGUUCUAUUAAUUAUAGGUCUAAGUGAUUUCAAAUAUGUACUUUUUACGACUAGAGUGUAUCUAAAAUGUUUUUGAGAAAAUAAAUUGUUUUAAAUGUAAAUAGUUUCGUCAUGUUUAGUUUAUAAAGGCAUAUUUUGGUACAAAUUUUGAAGUGGGCCAACUGAAGUGGGAAGGGGCUCGUAGGACAUCUGCAUCGUGCAUUUACUGCAUUUCCGAAUUUCGUUUUCUCAGCGUUUUGAUUUAAAUUUGUUUGGUGUUUUGUUUUACUUCAAGUAUAAUGCUGUAAAUAAAUACUGGUUAUCGGUUAUUUGUCAUACAACCUUUAAUGCUGGUCGGCGGGUAUUUAUCUGUUAUUUAUCUAUAAUUCCCAACAGGUUACACCCAAUGACCGGAAAUAUAUUAACAAUGAAAGUUAGUUAAUAACUUAACAACAGCGGAACAUGAAAAACACAUAUAGAUGUAGAGGUAACCAAAUAAGUUCGUGCGGUUUUUAGUAGAAAAAUAUAAAUUUUAUUGAGAAACAAUAUUAUUCGUCGAAGUAAUCACCAUCACAUUCAAUGACCUUCUGCUAUCGUAGAACCAAUAUUUGUAUGCCGGUAUUGUAGAACUCCCUGGAUUUAGAGUAAAAAAAUUGGCGGACUGCACUUAUUACACCAUUUCGAGUUGUGAACUGCCGGUGCCUCAUACAGUUGUCAAGAGACAAAAAAAAAAGACAUAGUCACUGAGCGAAAUGUCGAGAGAAUAUGGCAGGUGCGGUAACGUUUCUCAGCCGAGUUCAGAAAUUUUUUCUCGGGUCACUUUUGCGGUAUGAGGCUUGGCGUUAUCCUGUAAGAAUAUCACUUUCUUCCGAUUGAUCAAAGAAGGCUGUUUCUGGAUGAGUGCUGCUUGUACUCGUUGAAACUGCUCACAAUAUAAGUUAGCAGUGAUGGUUUGACCCCUUUCCAAAAACUCAUAAUGGACAAUUCCAGUUGCUGUCCACCAAACACGCAACAAAACCUUGUUUGGGUGUAAGGGCGUGUGUGGCACCGAAUCAGUAGGCGACGACCAAUGAUACGAACGCUUAUAAUUCUAAUACAGCCAUUUUUCGUCGCAGGUUGAUAAUCUAUUAAGAAAUGGUUCAUUAGCGUUGUGUAAACUGUUUGCUGAACAAAUGGUAAGACUACUUAAUUUCUGAUGAAGAUGCAAACGAAUAGUUUCAGGAUUCAUUCUGAACAUUUCUGCAAGUUCUUGGCCCGUUGUCCUGGAAUUUGCGUCCAAAACCUGUCGAAGAUCCUCGUUGUUAAUGAUUUUUGGUCUCCCUGAGCGCG